UUGAAGGAUCCCCUUUAAACACAGUAAAUCACCCCCAGGGUCUCGUGUUCAGUCCAUUAUCCGUCCAGUUAUAGUUUGAAGCAACUGUUUUGGGAUCGAGGACAUUUUUAUCGCACUAUGGGGAAUGGCAGAACGUACACGAGAGGACUGUGUAUCACUUUCAAUGUCCUGCUUCUGGUAUCUGGGGUAUUUCUGUUCGUAGUUGGGGUUUCAUACAGCUUCCGACACCCUCCUGAGUUUGACCAUCGGAGUACCCUCCAUGAGAUGUACGUACUAAAUGUGUUUGGACCCAUGACGGUACUGUUCUCCGUCCUGGGAGGCUACGCUGCCUACAGAGACAAGAGAAUCCUGCUGAUCCUGUAUGUUGUCUUCAUGACCUGUGAAUUCAUAGCCAUCGUAAUCAUCGCUGUGCCAAUGGUUCGCGCCCAACCGAAGAUGGAGGAGAUUCUGGACAGAAGGUUUCAAUCUGUGACUCCUCUUCACGAUACUGAACCAUCGGUCCAGAAGGAGCUGAACAAACUCCAGGCAUCAGAUCAAUGCUGUGGACUGCGUGGCCACUCAGACUGGGGUUGUCACAUUCCACUCUCCUGCUACUGUCCUCCACUCCCUCCAGACAACUCUUUGGACAGUCUAUGUGAGACUGUAAAUCUAGGCCUACAGAACACUAUGCUAGACUGUCAGCACAAUAACACCCACGGACGAACUACAACUUCAGUGUCCCAGGAGCGCUGGGUGUACAGCAAGCCUUGUGGUCCCAUCCUGAAGAGACACAUGAACUUCCUGAUUCAGAUCAUGAUCGGAUUCAUCUCUACAUUUGCCACCAUUAUGAUUGCUGCCAUAGUGAUGUCUCUGGUAGUGCUGGCCCUUCAGAUUCGGUCCACGGAGCCACCGCUCAACGACAGCCUCAACAGAGUCAAGUACCAACUCAGUCCUCUAGCUGUCACCUGACCUCAGCGUCAACACCACAGAGAACCCUGCUCUGCACGAGGACGAGAACUUGAUUAAUAUAUACCAAACUGUUAUCCCCCUGCUGGUAUUUUGUUUGGAACACUAGCUACAGUGAAAAUCAACACACGGCUAAAUUCCAGUGCCUGAACUCAAAUGAAAAACAAACACACAGUGUGGCUCUCAUCCCACCUCUUCCCUGCUGUACAGUUUGGUUAAAGUCUGGGUUUCGUUUGAUUUCCUGUACAUGAUAAAUGCCAAUUGUUCCCCUUGUCGUUAAAGUGCAUUAAAAAAAUAUAUGAAACUGCAUGAGUGUAAAAGUGUGGUAUGACAAUGGUGAAUGAACGAGCCAUUAUGAAUAUCUGUCCAACAUGGUGAGAGGUUUGUCAUCCUCACAAAAACAAGCAUCAUGUCAGUUAUCAACCAGCUGAGUUAAUAAAAUCAUUUGAUUUAAAUCAUUA
This is a messenger RNA of Oncorhynchus masou masou (cherry salmon), 1406 nucleotides long. Its product is annotated as 23 kDa integral membrane protein-like. NCBI's taxonomy places the organism in Eukaryota, Metazoa, Chordata, Actinopteri, Salmoniformes, Salmonidae. The record is from RefSeq and is a predicted model, not a curated record. The coding region runs from base 118 to 948 and encodes 276 amino acids. Gene Ontology annotation, cellular component: membrane. The transcript has 9 exons.